AUGCUAUUAUCAUCAACGAGGAGUUCGCCUAUCUUAACCCCAACGUAUCCAGAAGAUGAUGAUUUUGUAGAUCCAAUACAACUGCAGGUACAACAGAAAGGCUAUCGCCAUGAAUUUAAAUGGCUAUUGAAGAAUGCAAUGCCAUUAGUCGUUAGUUAUCUGUUGCAGAACACUUUGCAAAGCUUCAGUAUUGUUUCUGCUGGGCAUUUAGGAGCAACUGAACUAGCUUCGGCCACUUUAGGUAGCAUGUUUGUCACUAUUACUGGUUUUUCUGUAAUUACCGGUGCUACUUUAUCGUUGGAUACACUUUGCUCUCAAUCUUUUACAAGUUCGAGAAAUGAGAAAGUGGUUGGUCUCCACGUUCAACGCUGCUUAGCUUUCAUGUCUUUCUUAUACAUACCUAUGAUUCUUUUGUGGUGGUAUUCUGAAAAUGUUUUUCUAUUUCUUCGACAAGACCCUACUGUUGCUCAUUUAUCUAGCAUUUACGUUCGCUGGAUGAUCCUCGCUGUUCCUGCUUUUGCCGUUUUUGAAGCGCUGAAAAAAAUGCUACAAGCCCAAGGUAUUUUCCAUCCCCCUACUUAUAUUCUCAUCAUCUGCACACCUUUCAAUUUACUUAUGAAUUACGUCUUGGUGUGGUUGCCUCAGUUUUCACUCGGUUUUCACGGUGCGCCAAUUGCUAGUUGCAUCUCUUACUGGUUGCUUGUUCUUUUGUUGACACUUUACAUCUACCGUAUCGAUGGCCAUCAAGCUUGGCCGACCUGGUCUACUUUGUUCAUAUACCAGUUUCGACAUUGGGGUCCAUUGAUUAAACUCGCUGUUCCUGGUAUCUUGCUCAUUUGUACUGAGACGUGGGCUUAUGAAAUCAUUGCUCUUGGAGCCAGUUGGAUUGAUACCCCUAAUUUAGGUGCUCAAAGUAUUAUUCUCACAUCAAUCACAGCGCUUUAUACGCUUGCCUUCGGGGUCGGUAUUGCUACAACAAAUCGUGUAGGUAAUUUAUUGGGUGCUCAAAAGCCCAAACAAGCUCGCAUGGCUGCUCGUGCCGCAUUGAUUGUUGGUUUUUGUGUUGGUUUUGUUAAUAGUAUGGUGUUGAUACUCUUCCGUCACGUCUGGGCUUACCUUUUUACUACAGAUGAAAAAGUUGUGCAUAUUGUCACACAUGUAUUACCGUUAGUCGCGUUAUUCGUGAUUGCCGAUAACCUGGCCGGUGUGGCGGAUGGUGUUUUGAAUGGUAUGGGGCGUCAGCAUAUUGGUGCUUGGUGUAACUUGGGCUCUUACUAUUUGUCUGCUCUGCCUAUUGGUUUUUAUCUAUGCUUCAAACGUGGUUGGAAACUGUCUGGUUUAUGGGCGGCUUUAUCCGGUUCAUUGAUUGCUGCAGCAAUUGCUACGUUAUUUGUAGUUUUGACUGCAAAUUGGAAAAGGGAGGCUGAGAAAGCCGAAAGAAGGACUAAAGGUGAUACGCAUUCUCCUUUUGUGACCAGCAGUAAUGGCGACAGUGACCAUAGCGAUUUUGAAGAAUAUGUCCCAUUGUCUAAUAAAGUGUAUUAA
This is a messenger RNA of Mycotypha africana, 1545 nucleotides long. Its product is annotated as mate-domain-containing protein. Gene Ontology annotation, molecular function: antiporter activity; xenobiotic transmembrane transporter activity. Gene Ontology annotation, cellular component: membrane. The record is from RefSeq and is a predicted model, not a curated record. The transcript is spliced from 2 exons. The coding region runs from base 1 to 1545 and encodes 514 amino acids. Gene Ontology annotation, biological process: xenobiotic detoxification by transmembrane export across the plasma membrane. Lineage: Eukaryota; Fungi; Mucoromycota; Mucoromycetes; Mucorales; Mycotyphaceae.